GUCUUUUUCCCUUCUUUCACCAAUUUCCAAUGGCGCAAUUCCGAAUCUCCACUUUUUUGAUCACGCUGUUGGUCGUGCUUUCCACAUUUACCUUUGUUUCUGCAAAGAAGGGUCCUUUGGUUACCAACAAAGUUUAUUUUGAUAUCAAGCAAGGUGAUAAAGACUUGGGUCGCAUCGUCAUCGGAUUGUAUGGCAAGACUGUUCCCAAGACCGUCGAGAACUUCAGAGCUUUAGCCACUGGUGAAAAGGGUUUCGGAUAUGAAGGCUCGACCUUCCACCGUGUUAUCAAGAACUUCAUGAUUCAAGGCGGUGACUUUACCAAAGGUGAUGGUACUGGUGGCAAAUCUAUUUAUGAUGGCGAAAAGUUCGAGGACGAAAACUUCAAGCUGACUCAUACCGGUCCUGGUGUUUUGUCCAUGGCCAAUGCUGGUAAGAACACCAACGGAUCGCAAUUUUUCAUCACUACAGUCAAGACCUCGUGGUUGGAUGGCAAACAUGUCGUCUUUGGCAAGGUUUUGGAAGGCAUGGAUGUUGUGACCAAGAUUGAGAAAACCGCUACUGGUUUCCGUGACAAGCCUAAGGUGGAUGUUAUAAUCGCUAAAAGUGGCGAGCUUCCUGUCGAAGACAUCGAACAUGUUGAGCUGUGACUUGACUGGGUCGAGACACUAGAAACAAGAGUCGACGUUUAUUCUAACUAAAAUAGAAAAAUAAAAUGCGU
Messenger RNA from Radiomyces spectabilis, 718 nucleotides. Its product is annotated as peptidyl-prolyl cis-trans isomerase B1. Gene Ontology annotation, cellular component: fungal-type vacuole; endoplasmic reticulum. Gene Ontology annotation, biological process: protein folding; protein peptidyl-prolyl isomerization. The record is from RefSeq and is a predicted model, not a curated record. Lineage: Eukaryota; Fungi; Mucoromycota; Mucoromycetes; Mucorales; Radiomycetaceae. The transcript is spliced from 6 exons. Bases 30 to 647 code for a protein of 205 amino acids. Gene Ontology annotation, molecular function: peptidyl-prolyl cis-trans isomerase activity.